GCCCCGGGGCCCCAGCUCUGCGGCCAGGUUGCUGCUCUUGAGGUGUCGGAGGCCACAGGAAGCGCCGAGGCAGGGAGGCCGCUCCGCACAGAGGGGACAUGGAGAAGCCUGGCUGGGAGGAAGCCGCCCCCCUGCGAGCCCAGCCGGGGCCUCCCCUUUAUGGAACAGCCGGCUCCCCGGGGGGCCCGCGGCCAGAGGGGCCCCCGGGCGUCCCCCGCUCCCGGGCCUACGGGGCUGUGGCUGUGCUCUGUUACAUCAACCUGCUCAACUACAUGAACUGGUCCAUCAUCCCAGGGGUGCUGCUGGACAUUCAGAAGCAUUUCCACAUCAGAGACUCAGAAGCGGGCUUGCUGCAGACAGCGUUCAUCUUGGGCCUGCUGCUGGCCGCUCCCCCGUUCGGCUACCUCGGGGACCGCUACAGCCGGAAGGCCAUUCUGAGCGUCGGGAUCGUCCUCUGGUCUAGCUGCAGCCUCGGGGGCUCCUUCCUCCCGGGCGGGUAUUCCUGGCUGUUCUUCCUGGCGAGGGGAGCCGUGGGCGUGGGCGUGGCCAGCUACUCCACCAUCGCCCCCACCAUCAUCGGGGAUCUCUUCGUGAAGGACCGGAGGACGUGGAUGCUGUCUCUGUUCUACCUCUUCAUCCCCGUGGGAAGCGGCCUGGGUUACGUCCUGGGAUCUGCCGUGACCAAAGCCACGGGGGAGUGGCCCUGGGCCUUCAGGGUUACGCCCUGCCUGGAAGCCGUGGCCUUGGUCCUGCUCCUCCUGCUGGUCCCAGACCCGCCCCGGGGCGCGGCGGAAGAGGGGAGCCCGGCGGUCCGGACCGGCUGGUGCGAGGACGUGCGCUCCCUGGGGCGAAACCGCAGCUUUGUGUGGUCCACUCUGGGAGUCACGGCCAUGGCCUACGUGAUCGGAGCCCUGGCCUUCUGGGUCCCCACGUUCCUGACCCAAAUCCGAGUGCUCCAGGGCCUGCAGCCUCCCUGCCUCCGGGAGCCCUGCGACUCCUCCGACAGCCUUAUUUUUGGGGCACUGACGGUCGGGACGGGGAUCGUCGGGGUCCUCCUGGGUGCUGAGAUAGCGAGAAGGUUCAAGAAGCUCACCCCGACGGCCGAGCCCCUGGUGUGCGCGGGGAGCCUGCUGGCUGCCGCGCCCUGCCUCUUCCUGUCCAUCAUCCUGGCCCAGAGGACCCUCCUGGCGGCUUAUGCCUUCCUCGCCCUCGGGGAGCUCCUUCUCUCUUUCAACUGGGCCAUUGUCACGGACAUCCUGCUGUCCGUGGUCGCCCCCAGCCGACGAGGGACGGCGGAAGCCCUGCAGAUCUCCGUGAGCCACAUCCUGGGAGACGCCGGCAGCCCCUACAUCACCGGACUGGUGGCCAGCGCCCUCCAGGCAGUGCACGGGGACUCCUUCCUGGGGCUCUUCCGCAGUCUGCAGUACAGCUUCCUCGUCUGCGCCUUCGUGGGCGCGCUGGGCGGGGGCUGCUUCCUGGUGACCGCCCUGCACAUGGAGCGCGACCGGCCCCGGGCCCCAGCUGCCCAAGAGGCCUGGGAGCCCCGAGCGUGACGGUCCGGCCUCCUGCCGCCUUCACUGCUCUCUGGCCCCUGCCCGGACAGGACCCUCGGAGACCCACGAGUGAGCAGCAGCUGGCCGGGAGCUGUCCUUGGUGCUGACUGGCCAGGGCCCCUUGGGGGCGGGUGGGGGAGGGGGCAGCCCCUGGCAGGGCCUGUCUGGGCAUCAGGAGCCCUUGAGAGAGAAUAAACAGGCUUGGCUUCA
Antechinus flavipes (yellow-footed antechinus) is the source of this 1763-nucleotide messenger RNA. RefSeq names its product SPNS lysolipid transporter 3, sphingosine-1-phosphate (putative) (gene SPNS3). Gene Ontology annotation, molecular function: transmembrane transporter activity. The record is from RefSeq and is a predicted model, not a curated record. Lineage: Eukaryota; Metazoa; Chordata; Mammalia; Dasyuromorphia; Dasyuridae. Bases 99 to 1553 code for a protein of 484 amino acids. The transcript has 12 exons. Gene Ontology annotation, biological process: transmembrane transport. Gene Ontology annotation, cellular component: membrane.